Messenger RNA from Emiliania huxleyi CCMP1516, 789 nucleotides. RefSeq lists its product as hypothetical. The annotation marks the transcript as partial. NCBI's taxonomy places the organism in Eukaryota, Haptophyta, Isochrysidales, Noelaerhabdaceae. The record is from RefSeq and is a predicted model, not a curated record. The transcript has 3 exons.
AGGAACGAGACAGAUGCCCGACCGCCUAUCGCUCCAAUCGCUCCGUUCCUCCCUCCAGUCCUGCGCCUCUGACCUCUCCGAAGCAUCCCUCUUCUACGACGAAGUCGCGUGUGAAUCGCCGAUUCCGCGCCGGCCGCCUCCCGCUGCACGUGCAGCCUCUUCGGAGGCGCCGUCCGGAAACGACGAGGACGAGGCGGGCGCGGUGUGGGUCGUCGCGGCGGGCGGAGAGCGCGUCUUCUUCCCUCGCGCCGCCGCCGCAGUCUGCACGACUCUGGCCACCGCGGUGGAGCUUGACGGCGAGGGCGGAGGCGCACUGACGGUCGAUGCGGGCGGCGGGCGCAACGCGCUAAGCCCCGCCACCCUCCGCGCGGCGUGCGGCGCUUGCCUUCGUCUUGGAGGCGGCUCGACGUCCGCCGACGUUGUCGCGGCGGCGCCGCUGCCGACGCUGCUCCCGCUGCUGCGCGCGAGCGGCUACCUCGGGGUGGACGCGCUGCUUGAGCCGCUCUGCGCGCGCGUCGCGGCGGCGCUGGUCCAGCUGUCGCCUAGCGCGGCGCGCGCCGCGCUCGGCUGUGGAGGAGACGGGGCGGGAGGAGGCGAGGCGCCGCACGAGGACGCGCCGCUGGAGCCGCUCUCGACUCGCCCCGGCAGCGCAGCUCUGGCUCGCGCGCACGGCGGCGGCGGCGCCGCCGCGCCGGGAUGCAGCUCCGCCUCCGCCGGCAACGCAAUCACGGUGGCGGCUGGGGCCGCGGGCACGGCGCCAGUGUGCGCUGUAUGCGGUUGCAGUGCCGC